Truncatella angustata is the source of this 1608-nucleotide messenger RNA. Its product is annotated as phosphatidylserine decarboxylase proenzyme. Gene Ontology annotation, biological process: phosphatidylethanolamine biosynthetic process. Lineage: Eukaryota; Fungi; Ascomycota; Sordariomycetes; Amphisphaeriales; Sporocadaceae. Gene Ontology annotation, cellular component: mitochondrion. The transcript has a single exon. Gene Ontology annotation, molecular function: phosphatidylserine decarboxylase activity. The record is from RefSeq and is a predicted model, not a curated record. Bases 62 to 1282 code for a protein of 406 amino acids.
UCUCCGUCGCGUUGCACAAGCUCGGCCUUGCUAAAUCGCCAUCUCAAGGACUGUGCGGGUCAUGUCUACCUUGCCUCUGAAGGCCAUGUCGCGGAUAUGGGGUCAGUUCAACGAGUUGGUCAUCCCAUACUACCUGCGUGUUCCUGGUUUCAAGCUAUAUUCAUGGAUCUUUGGUGUCAAUCUUGAUGAAGUAUCCGAGCCUGAUCUUCACAUGUACCCGAAUCUGGCUUCCUUCUUUUACAGAACACUAAAGCCUGGUGUCCGACCUUUGGACCCGAAUCCGAACGCUUUACUGUCCCCCGCUGACGGUCGCAUCCUGUCGUAUGGCCAGAUUGAGGGUGGAGACAUUGAGCAAAUCAAGGGCAUGACGUACAGCAUAGACGCCCUUCUAGGCAAGACUACUCCGACACCCAGCAUUGCCGGAUACAGUACAGACUCAUUGGACAAGUCAGUCCGCGAUGGCCGAGCUCAACACGAACUCCAUGGCGAUGAAGAAAUCAUCAAACAAGACGAGGACUUUGCCCGUGUUAAUGGCAUCACAUAUACCCUGCCUCAUCUCCUCUCAGGCCCAAAGAAGGGCGGCAAGAAGGAGGAGGAUCUCGAGGACCAAUCUAUGCGGCCCUCAACUCCUAGUACCGUUUCCGAAGUCCGCGCCGAUUUGGCUUUGGGAGAGAAGCCCUGGUACGAUCUGUUGUCCACCGAAAAGAAGAGUGCUCUCUACUAUGCGGUUGUCUACUUGGCACCAGGUGACUACCAUCGCUUUCACUCGCCCACAAACUGGGUAGUGGAGAGUCGACGACACUUUGCAGGGGAACUCUACUCCGUUUCGCCCUAUCUGCAGAGGACUCUACCUGGACUCUUCACCUUGAAUGAGAGAAUUGUGCUUCUGGGCAGAUGGCGGUGGGGAUUCUUCAGCUAUGUUCCCGUAGGCGCUACGAAUGUUGGCUCUAUUAAGAUCAACUUCGACAAGGAACUGAGGACGAACUCGCUCACAACUGACACUGCAGCCGACAGAGCUGCAGAGGAGGCUCAGCGCAGAGGAGAACCCUACUCUGGGUACUCAGAAGCGACGUACGAGGCAGCAAGUGCAGUCUUGGGAGGCCAUGCCAUUAAGCGAGGCGAGGAAAUGGGAGGUUUUCAGCUAGGCAGUACUAUUGUCUUGGUAUUUGAAGCACCGGCGAGCAACGAAGGUUCAGACUCGAAGAGAGGCUUCAAUUGGGCUGUGGAGAAGGGCCAGAAGCUGAAAAUGGGUCAGGCUUUAGGAUACGUGAUUGAGGAAUAAGGCACAAAAGGCAUGUCUCAAUCCGGGGAUGUGAGGGAUUGAUCCUCAAAGCUAGAACGGAAUAGGCGUACUAUCUCGCACUCACCCAUGCAAGCGAUAAACCCGACAGAAAGCUGCACCCACCACUCAGAUCAAUUUGCAAUCGCAUUUAGCACAUCAUCGUCAUCAGCCUUGGAAAUCUCACCUUUCAUGUGAUUUAGCAUCAGGAAGGUUCAGAAGUGGGCCCCCGUUCCUGUCAGUCCUGCUAAAAACUAUGUAGAGAAUUUUUCUUUUAACGUAAUUCGGGGGUAAUUAGAACCUUUUGGGACACUCCGAUAGGGCGUCUG